AUGUCGAUCUUCGAGUACAACGGAAGCGCCGUCGUGGCCAUGGUCGGCAAGAACUGCUUCGCCAUUGCCAGCGACCGAAGGCUCGGGGUUCAGCUCCAAACCAUAGCCACCGAUUUCCAACGCAUUUCCAAGAUUCACGAUAAGCUCUUCAUCGCUCUCUCUGGCCUUGCCACUGAUGCUCAGACUCUGUAUCAGCGUCUCGUUUUCCGGCACAAACUGUAUCAGCUUCGUGAAGAGAGGGAUAUGAAGCCGGAGACCUUUGCCAGCUUGGUCUCUGCCUUGCUCUAUGAGAAAAGGUUUGGUCCAUAUUUUUGCCAACCUGUAAUUGCUGGAUUAGGUGAUGAAGACAAACCAUUCAUUUGCACAAUGGACUGUAUUGGAGCAAAGGAGCUUGCAAAAGAUUUUGUUGUUUCUGGCACUGCAUCUGAGUCUCUGUAUGGUGCUUGUGAGGCGAUGUUUAAGCCUGACAUGGAACCGGAGGAUUUGUUUGAGACCAUCUCCCAAGCACUGCUAGCGUCCGUAGACCGUGAUUGUUUAAGUGGUUGGGGAGGACAUGUCUAUCUUGUGUAA
Molecule: messenger RNA, 570 nt
Organism: Sphenostylis stenocarpa
Lineage: Eukaryota; Viridiplantae; Streptophyta; Magnoliopsida; Fabales; Fabaceae
Source: the annotation of a GenBank genome assembly